AUGACGGAGCGCGCCCGUGUGGUGGCUCGAGUGUGCCAGGACACGCCUUCCACCGAGGGGACGCCCGUGAGAGAGAAUUUCAUUUGGGACUUGAAGCACACCCCCAGCAUCGUCUGGUGCCCUACUUAUAAGGUCGCCUCCACCACCUGGAUGCGCAACUUCCUCCGCCUCGGCCGCUUCAACGAGCACAACCCGCGCAUUCCGAGGAACCUUUCGGCGGAGGAGACGGAGAAGAAGAGGCUCAUGCCGAAGUACGGAGCGACGCACAGCGCGGCCUUCGCGAUGUACGGGCGCCCCCCGACGGAGAGCGAGAGGGCCCGGGCGCUGCGAGACAGCGUCAGGCUGAUCAUUGUGAGACAUCCAUUCACCAGACUCCUCUCCGCUUACCGCGACAAGAUGGCCAAGCGCGACCCCCGCCCCAGGAAAUUCAAGUUCGAGGACCUCCAGGCAUACAUCGUGACCAGAUACCGAAGUAGCCGCAGCGCUGACGCUUCUCCCUUCCCGAGUUUUCCGGAAUUCGCCCAGUUCGUAAUCGACUCCACGGGGAAUUUCUCCAGCGCCGCCCAAUGGAAGGAACACGUCAGGUGCUGGGUUCCUUACUGGGCGCACUGCGGCGUCUGUGACUACGACUACAACAUCAUCAUGAAACUGGAAACCAUGGAGGACGACCAGCAGUUCCUCAUCGCGCUCUCGCAACUCAACGAGCUCAGAACUGAGACCAGCUGGGCCCAUCUGAACGGCGUGUCUUCGUCUCAGCUGGCAAUGCAGUAUUAUAAGAACCUAACACGCCAUCAGAUGCUGCAACUUUACAAACGCUAUGAACUCGACUUCAAGCUUUUCCAGUACCAUAUACAUGAUUACCUGUCUGUUGCAAAGGAUGCUUGA
Penaeus monodon (black tiger shrimp) is the source of this 885-nucleotide messenger RNA. Its product is annotated as carbohydrate sulfotransferase 10-like. The transcript is spliced from 6 exons. The record is from RefSeq and is a predicted model, not a curated record. Gene Ontology annotation, biological process: carbohydrate biosynthetic process. Gene Ontology annotation, molecular function: sulfotransferase activity. The coding region runs from base 1 to 885 and encodes 294 amino acids. Gene Ontology annotation, cellular component: membrane. Lineage: Eukaryota; Metazoa; Arthropoda; Malacostraca; Decapoda; Penaeidae.